CCAGUCGACAUGCGGCACGGUUUCUGUUUCCUCUUCUUCCUUCUAUGGGAUGGAAUCCUUCUGGAGGGAAGCAAAGAGGAAAUUCAGCUCAGAAAGAACCUCUUUGCAAAUUAUUCUAUGGUUCUCCCCGUCGAGUUCCCCAAUUCCCCACUCCUGGUCACCUUCCGCCUCGUUCUCUAUCGGAUCACAGAGUUGGACGAGAGGAAUCAGGCCCUCGUCACGAACGUGGAGGUCGUUCUCCUAUGGAAGGAUGCCUAUUUGAAAUGGGACACGAAGGACUACGGUGGAAUCGAGCAGAUCAUGGUACCCUAUGCAUCCAUCUGGACGCCGGACAUCAUCCUAGGCAAUAGGUAUUAUAAUUUUCAGUCAUUAAGAAAUCCUGUAAGUGCAACUUUUUUGCUAUGCGCUUCAGGCUGCAAAUUCGUGUCCACGAACUACGCAGAACGGCUGCUGACGACAAACGCGAUCGUGAGCUCGACGGGGGAGGUGGCCCUACUCACGGCUGCGAACUUCCGCUCUACUUGCGAUGUGGACGUGUCCUCCUUCCCGUUCGACAUCCAGAAUUGCACGAUGCGCUUCGGAUCCUGGAGCUACGACAUGACCAUGGUUACUCGCUCGCUCCUUUUCUGCCUCCCUAACUACAUUUUCUUGUAUACGAACGGUUCACCUCAAUUGCUUGGUAACAGUACCCUUUCUGGGCGUCAAGGUAUUGGUAGCGCCUAG
This is a messenger RNA of Darwinula stevensoni, 723 nucleotides long. The record is from the annotation of a GenBank genome assembly. Lineage: Eukaryota; Metazoa; Arthropoda; Ostracoda; Podocopida; Darwinulidae.